Messenger RNA from Physella acuta, 1059 nucleotides. RefSeq lists its product as uncharacterized. The record is from RefSeq and is a predicted model, not a curated record. Lineage: Eukaryota; Metazoa; Mollusca; Gastropoda; Physidae.
AUCUGUGUGUGUGUUAAGCUUAUAUAAUGGAUCCCACUGAUUCACAGUCGAACUCUAUGACUGAAUCCGAAGAUCUAACUCAGUAUUUUAGAGGCGUUCACGAGGUUCUGGAGAUCGACCCGGACCAAGGUCAAGGUCAGUGUUCGGGUCAAGCCGAGGUCGACCUCCUGUCCCACAAGAAACACUGCAGCAAGAGAGACAGGCACGGGGAGUUCAUCCCCGUCAACGACUUCUCCCCGGGGCACCUGCCCUCCGGUUACCAUGACAACGACGUCUACCAGCUGGUCAAGAACCUGGCCGCUCUCACGGUCAAGGUCGCGGUGAAGUUCACCAGCCUCGACCGGCCCGCUGUCGUCCCCGACACCAGCGUCCCCUACCCUUGUUUCAACCUCAGGGGCAAGAACUCUCUGAGAACCGGAACCGGGAAAAUCGGGGGGUUCCGCAUGCAUAAGGAAUCCGACGGCGUCCCCUGCCCGUGCGGGGCGUGCCGGGAGUCAGGUGACCCGUGUGCGGUGUGGGGGGAGGUGGAGGUGCUGACGGCCAAGCACGUGAUUUACGACGACAGCGAGGCUCAAGCCGCGAGCUGCUGGCUGUGGUAUGACGAGGAACAGAGUCCCGUGGUCACCGUCACUGGAUGGAAGGUGGAUAACAGAACCAAUAUCCACCUGGAUUACUGCCUCCUCCACUGCACCACCCACAACCUGGAGAUAUUCGAUCGCCUUCAGCAAGCGCAUAUUGAUUUUACCUAUCACCUGCUUGUUGCGAGCGAGAAGUUCGGGAGUCAGCGUGACGAAAAUAAGAUCACGAUAAUUGUGUCACAUCCGCACGGGUGCACCAAGCAGGUGUCGGUGGGGCGUUGGGUGCACAGGCAGGUGUUCAUGGAGGGGAUCACCAGGUACACGUACACAACCUGCACGUGCGCGGGCAGCAGCGGCGCCUUCGUCUACAGGCUGGGGACGGAGGUGUCAAUGCACCCCCAUAGUGGCUCCACCCCUGCACAUAGCUACAGCGGGAUAUCGCUGGAGUACAGUUAGGGGUGACCGAUAGAGCGGAGGUUUG